Hemicordylus capensis (graceful crag lizard) is the source of this 2421-nucleotide messenger RNA. RefSeq names its product zinc finger CCHC-type containing 10 (gene ZCCHC10). NCBI's taxonomy places the organism in Eukaryota, Metazoa, Chordata, Lepidosauria, Squamata, Cordylidae. Gene Ontology annotation, molecular function: zinc ion binding; nucleic acid binding. The transcript has 4 exons. The record is from RefSeq and is a predicted model, not a curated record. The coding region runs from base 77 to 619 and encodes 180 amino acids.
GGUCGCGCUUGAGUCUGACUGGCUAAACGCCGCCUCCCUCCAACAAGGGUGGAGAAGGGAGGGUGGAGUUCCCGGCAUGCAGCGUGCGUCACUGCCUGGCCGGUGUAAGAUGGCGACUCCCAUGCAUCGCCUUAUUGCCCGAAGACAGGCGGAGGCAAAUAAGCAACAUGUGAGAUGUCAGAAGUGCUUGGAAUUUGGACACUGGACCUAUGAAUGUACAGGCAAGAGAAAAUAUCUGCAUAGACCAUCAAGGACAACUGAGUUUAAAAAAGCACUUAAAGAAAAAGAGAAGCAACUAUUACAACAAAGCUCUGGAGAAAGUACUACAGAGAGGAAGAGCAAGAAAAAAAGGUCCAAAAGUGUGACUAGUUCUAGCAGUAGUAGCAGCAUCAGUUCAGCAAGCGAGUCUUCAUCUGAGAGUGAAGAUUCCUCAUCCUCUUCUUCUGAUGACAGCGAUAGUGACGAAAGCACCUCCACUUCCUCCUCCUCGCCCUCUUCAAGUAGUUCUUCCAGUUCUUCUGACUUUGAGACAGAUUCUAGUUCCUCCAGUAGCAGCAGCAGCAGCAGCACAGACAGCAGCACGGAUGAUGAGCCACCAAAGAAAAAGAAAAAGAAAUAAUGCAAUGCAGUGUUCAGGACUCUGAUGUUGAUGAACUAUAAAUGGCAUCUAAAAUGCAUAAUGGCCAAACAACAAACUGACAGGUCAAUUUUUACAAUUGAAAAACUUUGUGAGUGUUUUACAUAGUAGUUGAUAGGACAUGAGCUGUUAAAUGGGAAGUAAUGCUUAUUGAAAGAGUAUUUUUGUGGAUUAUUGUUUAAUAGGAAAUGCUACUACUUUUUUUUAGUUUUUAAAGAAAUCAGAUGUUUAUAUGAACUAAGGUCCAGUCGCCCUGAUGUUUACAUGCCAAAAAUAAAAAUAUUUAAACCAUCCUAUUAUGUCAUAUAACAACCUUCGGUUUAUGCCAACUUCAUCUUGUAAUCCAGAUGGAAGAAGCAAGCUUUAUUCCAGUUUGGCUGAUAUGCUUAAAGCCAUAUUUAAUCUCCAACAACAGUUAGAAGGGAAUGAUAUUGCCUUCUGUUCAAGUAAUGGAUUUGCUUUUCUCAAAUGGCUCUUCAUGUCACCUGCUGGUCAAAUAUCAGCUGCAAUAUCAAAUUUCUGUUAGUACUGGUUUUGGUGGAGAUCAAUAUGCUGUUUGUGGACCAUACACUUACACCAAUGCAACUGUUUUGCGCAUGGAAACAGGCUUCUGUGCAUAGACUCGGGUCCUGCAUAUGAAAAAAGAUGUGCAAAGAGUCUAGCAUAGUAAUGGGCUGUAUACAUUAUACUGUGUUCAAGGAUCUCUUCCUCCAAAGGGAUGGUCUAUAUUCUUAGUUCUGAAAGUUCAGGUUGGCUUUUGGGCUUUAGGAAGGCUGAUUCCAGGGAACCACUCCUCCCCUGAACAGUACUGUCGAUUCAAAGUAUAUACCAUGUGUUCAGCAAGAAAUCCUUGUAUGCAGCGCAUAUGUGCCCCUUGUUGUAGUGCAUCAAUCUCUGGACCAGGGCCAAAUGCUUUAAUUUUUCAUAGGACCUGUGUUUAGAGCAUGAAGGCUGUUCAUUUAAGCAGCACUUGCACAAUGCAUGGAGAUUGGUGUUAAGACUGUUGCAGCGGAAGAGAUUCAUCUUUGUGCCUUGUCAUUAAAUUAAAUGUCCUAAUGGGAGUUGUAAAAUGGGGGAGAUAGAUCUCAUUUUACCUUCCUCACAGUAAUUUGGAAACCUAGAGAAACUUUAAUAAAUAUCUUAUUUUCAAUGAGGAAACACUUUAUUUUCAUUGGAGCUGGGGAAAAGAAGUACCUUUUAAAUAUUUCCCCUUGUGCUAUUUUUGCGUAAUAAUCCUUAAUUAUAAAACAAAUUUGAUUAUUUUGGUCAUAUAGUAACUUCCAUUAUAUUCUAAUUUACAAUCAGCUAUUUAGAACAAAUAUUUCUCUUUGCAUAGCACAAGUUAUAAUUGUAUGAAUCUGAAUGGAGGAUACAUAUUAGCACAGAUCAUAUUGCAGUUCAUUUCUUGCUAGUAGCAGAAGUGAACUAACUUGUUAUGAAUUUUAGCAAUUGGCAGUCACUGAAUUUGUGAUACAGUCUCCUUUUAGUUUUAUUGAUGGGAGUCUUUUUAAGAGAGAAUGUGGGGAGAAAUAUCCUAGUUAAGUUAAAAUAUGAAUGAACUAUUGAACUAUUUUUUAUAUUUUUAUGAAAAUGUAGUGUGUAGAAUAACUUUUGAAUACAAAUGUUCUAUUUAAAUGUUUAUGUAAGUUGUGCAUUUCAGUCUGUAACCAUUUCUGUUUUGCAAAAUUAAGAUACUGUAAUUCUUAAACUACCAGAAAAUUAUUUGUCUCAUGCUAGAGAAUGUAUCAUUUACGAGGAAAGAUUAAUAAAUUAUUAAAUGCAAA